CAUUUCUAUCAGCCUAUAGAUCUUGCAACCUGGAGAAACAAAAAUGUGUUUUGUCCUUAGCAUCCAGAAGGUAAUUGUACGAUGUAAAUGUUGUAUGCCUUCCUAGCUCUUGAUCUGGAAAUUGUCAUCAUUUCUAAAACAAAUAGAAAUAUACUUACUUUAAAAAUAAAUUAGUAUGUUUAAAACACAGAUAAUAAUUUAUCCCCAAAUUAUUAAGCAAUUACAAAUUCAAGCAGUUGGUGCUGAUUAAUUAUAUAUAUACAAGGUAGCAUUUUAAAAAUUUAUGAUAAAUUACAGCAAUCUGUUGAAGUGUUGAAGGUGAUUAUUUAUGAAGUGUGAUGUAAAUGAAAUUUGCCACAGUGCGGGGAAAAUAAAUUCUUUAUUAACAUCUAAUUAUCUUUUGCUCACUUAUGGAUUCAAUAUUUCCUACCUCUGUAUCAACUCUUAUGGCCUGGGGGCAGUAGUAUUUAUUAAGAUGGCAUUUUUAGUUCCAUCAUAAUUUAGCUUUAUUCAAAUUCCAGAUCAGUGCUAUCACAUUACUAUUUACUGAAAAAUUCUGAACUGUGUUGCCAAAAAAGGAUAAAAAGUAAGCUUUACAUUUCCUUCCCUGGGAGUCUCAUGACGCCGUUUUCUGUGUUUUCCUCAGUGAAUGGGUGGUCUUAUCACUGUUUGUUCAGUCAUCCUUCCAGACUGAACUGCUAGCUGUGCACAUCUUCCACACACAGAAAAUGUCUUGGAAGUUGAUUCUCUAGGUUUCUAAACUCAGCCUGUCUCUGUAUUUUUAUCGAUGUGUUAAAAAUAUUUGAGGAUCAUCCCAAGUGAAUCAGCUGAUUGACAGCUUUAGGGUCCAUAGAUUCUUAACAGAUGAAAUCUACCAAUAAAAAAUUUUCAAGGGCAAAUAAGAAGCCCUACAAUUGUGCUAAAUGCACUACCUACAAGAACAACAAGAACCAACUACUAUAGGUAUAACCAAUACUAUAGGUGUUUCAGAAGGCACAAAUUAGCAUAUUUACAUGGCUCAAAUUUUUAAUCAUAUUUUUAUUACUCAAUUUAUAUUAUUAUGAUACAGGAUGUGAUAACUUAGCUUCCUCUAACAGAUCCUGUCAUAUGCAUGUUUUUGCAUGCUACACUUUUGAAAAAAGCUUUUUAUCAUGAAAAAUUUCAAUCAUAGACAAAGGUAAAGAGAAUAGUAUAAUAAAACCCUUUGUACCCAGCUGCCAAUUUAAAAAGUUAUCCACGUGUUCUGUAAAUCUUUUCUCAUCUCUUUCCUUAUCCACUUCGCCCAUGCCCACCCCGGCCAGAGAUGAUUCUGAAGUCGAUCUCAGAUGUGUCUUUUUAUCUUUAACUAUUUUAGUUGAAUUCUAUACUUUUGAGGUCUAGCUAAUCAGAAAGAAGAGUGAAGAAAGAGACCAGGGCAGUCAGAGGAAUCAGAUGCCUUUUAUCUGAGAAAUGAGAGAAGGAAUACUCUCUUUCAGAAACACUGGUCUAGAAGACCCAGGAGGAAGAUUUCAGGGUCUGUAAAUAAGAAAAGCACAAUAAUGUGGAAACCAGUUAAGAAUUUAUCUCUGUGUCAUUAAGGCAUAGACCCAGAACUAAAGAGUACAAGGUAUGGGGUGAUUGAUGUCACUCAGUUUAAGGAAGAACUUCCUAAAGUAAAGUGGACCAAAGAUUCAAUGAACUGUCACAAGGAAUUGAUGGUUUCAGCUCAGCAGAGUUUUCAAGUGGAUCGGGCAACAGCUUGAUAGCGCGAUAUAGAGGCAAAGUACAGGAGAUUCAGAUGAGAUUUUAUGUUGUGAGUUUUUCCAAACCCAGAAGCCUGCAAAGUGUGGCGGGCUUCUCAGCUGAAAUUCUUCCUGGCUCAUAUAUUAAAUAAGAAUCUAAUCUUUUCUGAAUGUGAACAUCAGGUAAGAGCCUCAUCCUGCUGUUUGCAAUGUGGACUCAGAGAGCUGUUCGAAGGUUUUGAGCCAGCAACCUAGAAAUCCACCUUGAUUCUGCUACUUUCUAGCUGGGCAGAGCUCUGUAAGGUAUAUCACGUCUUCACUGAAUCUCAGGCUUCUAAUCUGUACAAUGGGAUUUUAAGGGAGUCUUCUGAGAAUUAAAUUAGGUGCAUACUUAAAAUCUCUCUCCUUCAUUUUGUACCUAGUUAGGUAUUUUGUAUUAGGUGUUCAUAUUUACUCUUCCAAUAUCCAGAGCUUGCUGAACUUUCCAUAUUGAUACUGCUUUGGUAAAGUUGAGUUUGUAUUGAUUUAUUCAGCAGUCUGAACUUGGGGUUCAGUAGUGAGUUACACAGGGUCUGGCCACAAGUUGGCUAGAGUUUCAUGGGCUUUCUGAGCUGGACAAGUUACCUUUAUUACUGUAGGAUAAAUAAGUUAAUCAUGCUUACUUUGUCCCAUCAAAAGAGAAUAGUUAUAAUUAUUUCAUUGCUAUAAUCUUCCUACAUUCUUUCUCAUGAGGGUGAGAAGAAGUUGCUUAGAAGAUAAAAUAUUGUUUUCUAACACUAUCUUACGGGACCAGAUAAAAGUUUCUAAUUUAGCCUGAAAUUACAUUAAAUAAUAAUGGUGUAUUCAACUUAGCAUUUUAUCAUUAGAUUGAUAGAGACUUUUAAAAUGUGUAGUAUCUCGUCAUUUAAGGAGCCAUGGCCCUCUAAAGAUUGUCACGAAUAACAGGAAACCCUCCAGAUCAUUUAUUUCCAUUCAUUCUCAUUAAUAAUAGUAUUUAAAAGCAGAAGUUUGCCAGAAGACUCUAUUUAUAAGAUACUUAGCACAGAAGCUCACUUGUGCUUUAAAAUGUGCCCUGGAUAACUCUGGCAUCUUGUGUUAUCUGAUAUAUCAAACUAAAACACAGAACCAUGGAUAGACUGUUCUCUCCUUUGGAAACAUCAACCUGUAUUCAGAGACUCGAACCAUUCCCUGCUCUCCUAAAAUGCCCUCAAGGCAGACGUAGCACCAGCAGUAUUUGGAGCUCAUACAGUGCGGCAUUGAGGACGGAUGCCUUUUGUUCACAAACAGAUUGGGAAAUGUGAGAUAAAUGGAUUUUUUCGCGGUAAGUGGGAGAAAAUGUGGGAGAGAUUUGGAAGCAGGGCAGCCGUGGGGCAAGGAAUGUUGAAAUGUAGCAAUUACUCUUUGGUCUUCCUCCGCAAAACACUGCCCUUCUCCGCCUAGCAUUUUUCAGAUGCCAGGCCCUGAACAUGAAAACACGGUGUGCCUGCUGAGCCCUUAACAUUCUCAAGAGCGCCUGCUGGAGAGCCAGCCAGGGCUUGCUGAAUCCUGUGUCUGGAACCCAGACUUGCAGGGUAGGGAGAAAGCAGCCUUGCAGUGGCCUAAACAGACGCUAAGUGGACAGCUCACUUGAACUUGGUUUAGCAGACCUCAGAAGUUGCUUGUUUUAAUUUCCUUUUGUUUGUCUUAUUCGUGAGGGAGGGAUCCCUUGCCCUAGAGUUAUGGGGAUAGCUGAACAUGGGACGCCAGGCACUGGACAGAUGAGAUCAGCAGCAGUUUAUGAGUCACAUAUACUCACAGCCUGGAGCAGGAGGACCGCACACACCACACAAAGCCACAUGGGAGUCCCGCGGCAGAAGAGUUGAACAUCACAGGGCUGUGGGAGGCAGGCCUUACAGUGGAAGGAAGGCUGUGGAAUGGGAGUGUGAUGAAGCUACCAAAAAGGCCUGUUACAGCAAAGGCAAAUCAAAGGAGGAAUGUCAGAACUACAUCCGGGUGCUUCUGGUGGGUGGCGACCGGUUAUUCACCUGUGGGACCAAUGCAUUCACGCCUGUCUGCACCAACCGCUCGUUGAGCAACCUGACUGAGAUCCAUGAUCAGAUCAGUGGCAUGGCCCGCUGUCCCUACAGUCCCCAGCACAAUUCCACAGCGCUCCUCACAGCUGGUGGGGAGCUCUAUGCUGCUACAGCCAUGGAUUUUCCAGGACGUGAUCCUGCCAUUUACCGAAGCCUAGGCAUUUUACCUCCUCUCCGCACGGCGCAGUACAACUCCAAAUGGCUCAAUGAGCCAAACUUUGUGUCAUCUUAUGACAUCGGAAAUUUUACCUACUUCUUUUUCCGAGAAAAUGCAGUAGAGCAUGACUGUGGGAAAACAGUGUUCUCCAGAGCUGCCCGGGUGUGCAAGAACGAUAUUGGUGGGCGCUUCCUGCUGGAAGACACCUGGACCACAUUCAUGAAGGCUCGCCUGAACUGCUCCCGUCCUGGGGAAGUCCCCUUUUACUACAACGAAUUGCAGAGUACUUUCUUCCUGCCUGAGCUGGAUUUGAUCUAUGGCAUCUUUACCACCAAUGUGAACAGCAUUGCGGCCUCAGCUGUGUGCGUCUUCAACCUGAGCGCCAUCGCGCAGGCCUUCUCUGGGCCCUUCAAGUACCAAGAAAACUCGCGCUCGGCCUGGCUACCGUAUCCCAACCCAAACCCCCACUUCCAGUGUGGCACCGUGGACCAGGGCCUGUACGUGAACCUGACCGAGAGAAAUCUGCAGGAUGCUCAGAAGUUCAUUCUGAUGCAUGAGGUGGUACAGCCAGUGACCACAGUGCCCUCCUUCAUGGAGGACAAUAGCCGCUUUUCCCACGUGGCAGUCGACGUGGUGCAGGGCAGAGAAGCGCUCGUCCACAUCAUCUAUUUGGCCACAGAUUACGGAACCAUUAAGAAAGUGCGGGUACCCCUGAAUCAGACCUCAAGCAGCUGUUUGCUGGAAGAGAUUGAGCUCUUCCCUGAGAGGCGGAGGGAGCCCAUCAGGAGCCUGCAGAUCCUGCACAGCCAGAGUGUCCUGUUCGUGGGCCUGCGGGAGCACGUGGUCAAGAUCCCCCUGAAGAGGUGCCAGUUCUACCGCACACGCAGCACCUGCAUUGGGGCCCAGGACCCUUACUGUGGCUGGGAUGUGGUAAUGAAGAAAUGCACAAGCCUGGAGGAGAGCCUGAGCAUGACGCAGUGGGAACAGAGCAUCUCUGCGUGUCCGACCAGGAAUCUCACCGUGGAUGGGCACUUUGGUGUGUGGUCUCCGUGGACGCCUUGCACGCACACAGAUGGCAGCGCCGUGGGAUCCUGCCUCUGUCGAACCCGCUCCUGCGACAGCCCGGCCCCGCAGUGUGGUGGCUGGCAGUGCGAGGGCCCUGGCAUGGAGAUCGCCAACUGUUCCAGGAACGGAGGCUGGACUCCCUGGACCUCGUGGUCUCCCUGCAGCACUACCUGUGGGAUCGGCUUCCAGGUGCGGCAGCGCUCCUGCAGCAACCCCACUCCCAGGCACGGGGGCCGGGUGUGCGUGGGACAGAACCGCGAGGAAAGAUACUGCAAUGAACAUUUGCUAUGUCCCCCACACAUGUUCUGGACAGGCUGGGGUCCUUGGGAACGGUGCACAGCCCAAUGCGGGGGUGGCAUUCAAGCUCGCCGCAGGAUCUGUGAGAAUGGGCCUGACUGUGCAGGCUGCAAUGUGGAGUACCAGUCUUGCAACACCAACCCGUGUCCUGAGCUGAAGAAGACCACGCCCUGGACACCCUGGACACCUGUCAACAUCUCUGACAACGGCGGCCACUAUGAGCAACGAUUCCGAUACACAUGCAAAGCCCGCCUGGCUGAUCCGAAUUUGCUGGAAGUGGGAAGACAGAGAAUCGAAAUGCGGUACUGUUCUAGCGACGGCACCAGUGGCUGCUCCACAGAUGGGCUUUCUGGGGAUUUCCUGCGUGCUGGGAGAUACUCUGCCCACACGGUCAACGGGGCUUGGUCAGCCUGGACGUCGUGGUCACAGUGCAGCCGUGACUGCAGCAGGGGCAUUCGGAACCGGAAGCGUGUUUGCAACAACCCCGAACCCAAGUAUGGGGGAAUGCCUUGCCUUGGCCCAUCUCUGGAAUACCAGGAAUGCAACAUUUUGCCCUGCCCAGUGGAUGGCGUGUGGUCUUGCUGGUCCCCCUGGACAAAAUGUUCAGCAACAUGCGGCGGUGGACACUAUAUGAGGACCCGCUCUUGCUCCAAUCCAGCCCCGGCCUAUGGAGGGGACAUCUGCCUGGGGCUGCACACAGAAGAGGCACUCUGCAACACGCAGCCCUGCCCAGAGAGCUGGUCGGAGUGGUCGGACUGGUCUGAGUGUGAAGCCUCUGGCGUCCAAGUCCGCGCCCGCCAGUGCAUCCUCCUGUUCCCCAUGGGCAGCCAGUGCUCCGGGAACACCACGGAGAGCCGGCCGUGUGUGUUUGACUCUAAUUUCAUCCCAGAAGUAUCUGUGGCAAGAUCCAGUAGCGUAGAAGAGAAAAGGUGUGGAGAGUUCAACAUGUUCCACAUGAUCGCCGUGGGGCUGAGCAGCUCCAUCCUCGGCUGCCUCCUCACCCUGCUCGUCUAUACUUACUGCCAGCGGUACCAGCAGCAAUCCCACGAUGCGACUGUCAUCCACCCCGUCUCACCUGCCCCCCUUAAUACCAGCAUAACCAACCACAUCAACAAACUGGACAAGUACGACUCGGUGGAGGCCAUCAAGGCAUUUAACAAAAACAACUUGAUCCUAGAGGAAAGAAACAAAUACUUCAACCCACAUCUCACUGGGAAGACCUAUUCUAAUGCCUACUUUACAGAUCUCAAUAAUUAUGAUGAGUACUAACAGCUUUCAUGUUUUUGGCUUCUUGUAAAUCCCCAGUUCCUCAAGGCCUGUGCCCCAUGACUGCCCAUGUUUCUGAGGCUUCAGAGUCGAAGUUUGGAUACAUUUCAAGUGCAUUUCAAGCCACCAGAGUGUCCCAUUGCUGCCAAAAAUACACGUCUUUAAAAGCAACAAAAAUUGAAAUAAGACAUCGUGAAAAUCUUGACCAUUGUUGAAUGAGCCAGGGUGUGAAGUUUUUAAUUGUGUUCAUCCUAUUUUUCUGACAAGUCCAUUGGUUUGUUUUUUGAGCAUUAUUUUAUAAAUGUGCCACCCACAUUGGAAGGAGUCUUUCUUUAGAACUUUGGAGUGUAAAUCUUCAUGAUGUUGUAAUUCAAGAAAAUAGGCACUUUCUCUGAAAGACCUGCUCCUUCCACAAGAAGUGCAUAGGUCCAUAAUAUUUCAUAAAAUGAAGAAAAAGAAUGUGGCCAAACAAUUAUUCACCAUGGAUUGCCCAACUUUCCAAAUCUGGAUAAAGCUGUGGGAUUCUUGGAAGCAGCUUGAGUGUUUUCAUCUUGCCUGGGAAGCCCAGGAAUUCCACCUGGUCCACACCGGCAGAAGUUACAGUAGACUGUGAGGCACCCCACCUUGCUCCUGAUGCAGUUUCUGUGCCAUUGCUGGUGCUGGUGGAGGCAGCGGAGCAGAGGCUCAGGCACAAUGAAGCGUGGAUGUGUUCUGCAGGUUGCUGCAAAACUCACCUUAUUCUGACUUUUGGAUUUCAUGGCAUUCCAGGAAGCUCCUUGCCAUGCUGUUGGCCUGGAAGUCCACCUGUCUGGUCCAUAGUGACGUCCUGAAGAGCCAGUCUGUAAAAUAACCAACCACUUACUUAGCGUUUGGAUAGACUCCAUGCCUUCUCUCUCCCUGCAAAGAAAAAUCUUGAACAUUUAUGAUGUCAAUUAGUGAAAGUAUUGAAAAUACUAAAUUAUAACUAAAAGCAACUUUUUAUGUUAUUGAAAAUAUUGAAAGAACUGAUAUUAAUGAUAAUCAUUUUAUUUUUCAUCUCUCUGAUAUACCCAAUGUGUGGCAAUCAGCCCCUACCACGAGCAUUAAUACCAUGUAAAGCUGGCUUUCUGGAGUCUGCCAGGUCCACACGAAGUGCUACCCCCAGUUUCUGCUGUUACUUGCUGCCUCCAGGCCAGGGGAGCAGGAGAUGCUCAGCUCUGGUGCCUUUUCUUUUAUUUCAGUGCUGCCUUCCCACCCACCCAGUCCAUUCACCCUCACCUCUCCCUGCAUGGAGGCAACAGCAUUUCAAGAUGUACCUUGGGAAGUCAGGAUAGCUGGAAGUAAGGGUUUUUGGGAUCCCUGUGGUCUCUUCACUGAUCAUCGAUAAGCAUUUAAGAGUGUGCUAACACCAUUCACAGAGGUCCCUGGAAAAAAAUAUAUAAUUUUCUCACAAACAACCAAUACAUAACCUAUGGCAGUUGGUUGAAUAAUUAUUGAAAAAAAGAACACGACUGAAAAAGUUCAUCUGAUGCCUCUGAGCAUGUGAUAAAGUCCUGGGUAGACACGGAAACGUGUUCUUACAAAUGAACCUUCGGAUCUAUGAAAGAAAAUAUAGUAGGGGGACUAAGGAACAUAGAAUUUUAUUAGCAUAUGUGAUUUUACCCUUAUCUUUGUUUCUAAUUUAAAGAAACAAUUUCAGAAAGUGUUAGAAGAAUUCUAUGUUUAAUAAUGAAUAUUGUUGAGUUCAAAAUAUUCUCAUAUACCCAGAUUUACAGAGAUGACACAGUAUUGAAAUGGCAGGUGGGCUCUGUAAGUUAUUUUGGAUUAAUGACAUUCAGGGUCUUUGCAGUGGGGACUUCAUGUUGCCUCUCACUCAUUCCUCAUAUGUCAGAGUCUUCUGUCUAUAUGCACAUGCUCAAAGUCCAUACUCAGUAGGGGAAAUCUAGCCGGAUGGUUCUCCAAUUGUUCCUCGGCUGGAUUUUCAUCAUCAGAUAUUUCAACUCAUCUCAUCAGUUUCUUGUAAGAAAAAAACAUUUUCACUUUGUAGCACAUUUUAGUUAUUUUUGAGUCUUCUUCCCUAAUAGUUUGUAAGCUUAAAGGGACAUUUUAUUUUCCCUGGUAAAGAGGAUUCUAAUAUUUCAAGAAUGUUUCACUGGAAUUGAUGGGAAAUGGUUUCUAAAUGGCAUCGAAGCUGGUCUUUAAUGAGUCUUUUGCAAUGACUUGGGAAAAACACCCUCCCUCACUACAGGAUCUUCAUGUUGUUAAUAAUAUAAACAAACCUUUGAAAUUAGCAUUGCAAAAGAAUCCCAUUUUUGUUUCGUACCACACUGUUCAAAGGAAAAUUGUUUAUCUCUCUUCCUUUCUCUCUCUCUCUUAUUUGACAGAAUAGCAAGUGUUUAGAUAAUUUCAGAUAUAUUCUAAGUAUUUUACCAGCUGUGGAAUAAGUUGUGUUUGUCCAUCACUGUGUAGCUACCGUUCACAUGUUCUGGCUCUGUACUCCACGCUUAUCGCGUGAACCCUCACAUGUUGGACUUUCACAGUGUGAUCUCUCACCUGUCUUGGAAACUCCUUCAUAAAGCCGCUCUUCCUUAGGCCUGGGCUGUUUGGAAGUCCUGGUGAAACUUUGCGGUUCACAUUUUAAAUUCCUGAAUGACCUUUUCAUUCUCUCUUUCUUUAUCUUUGUUUUUGUCCUUCAUUCCCUCCUUUUGUUCUUCCUUCCUGCCUUCUUUUCUUCUUUCCUUUCUUCUUUCUUUAAUUCUUCCUUUCUUCCUAUUUUCUUGGUACAAGUGGAACAAAAACCAACACAUAGUUUUAAGCUACACCUUUCUGCACCUGAUGUAAAAUGACAUUAAUCACUAUUUAACUUCUAAAAUUAUUUCUGAAUACAGUUGGAGAUAGGCUGGUUUUCAUGAGGAAGCUGGCUUGGCUUUAGUCUUACAUUUAAAUUCUUUGAAAGUGGCUCCCAGUGCUAUUCAGGGUCCUUUCUUGAGGCCAGACUCAUCACCAUCUACUAUUGAUUUUACAGUGCACUGACAGUUUACAGGAAGGAGAAGAACAGAAUUUCUGCACACUACACAACAUGUGGGCUUCCUGUAGCUCCAGGGACAUGUAGCUUUGGUGAAACUGGGGUUUUGUAACCUCUGAAUGAUAUGGACUUAGUGAAUUCUAAGGAACUCAGGGGGCACGUGGUCAGGCUCCACCGCACAGAAGAGCCACAGUCUCCAGACUCAUGGCGUUCCCUCCAGAACUCCCCAUUCCCCUCUGAGCAUAUUUCUAUGCUGCUGCUUCUUGUGACUUACAUGAGGCAUCUCAGCUUCUUCAUGUUUGUAGGGAUGGUUCCCUAAGCCUGUUCAAGUAGGCUCUCACUAGAGUUACCAUUCAUAUUUGAGAAGAAAAGAACAUUUAAUAAAUGUAUGUGUGGGGCUGAGGUUCUAAAGGAAUUGAAAAGAGACGAUAAACAUUGAAUGAGGGUGAGGGCAUCCCUGCUGGGGAGAAACCUCUGUCCCUAGGAAGAGUCCGUUCAUGUCAUGUGGUUUGGGAUGAACCAGGGGUCUGGCCCCAUCGGGUCACAGGUGAUGGCAAAUAGAAAAGAAGCAAAUGGAGGAAAUAGUCGGAUAAGUAGGUGACGUGAAAGGCAGGACCUGGUCACCCCAGCAAGUGCUAUGGACAGUUCCCGGAAACGGUUGCCCACUUCACAGGUCCAUGGGUCUGACCCUUGGACUCUGCCAGGAUCAACUGCCCAGAGUGCCAGAGUUUUAGCCAAAGGUGUACUUACUUCCUUAUUUAUCUGCAAAAGGAUGGAAACUGUGGGAGUCAAAGCCUAUUUUGCUGAGUGUUCCCACUGGAGUCUCUGGUAGAAUUAGCAGGUCAUGCUGUCAAAAUCAUGGACAAAGGCUGGGUGCAGUGGCUCAUGCCUAUAAUCCCAGCACUUUGGGAGGCCAAGGUGGGCGGAUCACCUGAGCUCAGGAGUUUGAGACCAGCCUGGGCAACAUGGGGAAACUCCAUCUCUACAAAAUAUACAAAAUAUUAGCCAGCCAUCGUGGUGCGUGCCUGUGGUCCCAGUUUCUUGGGAGGCUGAGGCGGGAGUAUCAUUUGAGCCAGGAGGUUGAGGUUGCAGUGAGCUGAGAUCACAUCACUGCACUCCAUCCUGGGUGACAGAGAGAGACCCUGUCUCAAAAAAAAAAAAAAAGAACAAAGUCUUAGCGGGGGGUCUCUAUGUCCCCAAGUGGCUCUCUAAGGGGAUCCAUUAGCGUAUAAUUGAAUAUCAAAGGGAAUUUUACCUUAAACAUAUAUCAAGUCUAUACUCAGCUAAUCGUUUUGUCUAAACACAGCCUUGUUAGCAUUUGAAUUUACAAAUAUUCAUUUGCUUAUUUGCAGUGUUCCUUUUGCUUUUAGAAUAAAUCAUAAAUAUUUCCCCAAUACUGUCAAGAUACUUCUUCAACUUUGUCCCUGAACCAUCAGCUUUCUUUAGGGUCCGGGUAUCCUUUACACUUCAAUGGGGUUUUCUUGUGUGUGUCAUUGGGGGUAACUCCAUUGACCUCAGCAUUUCUAUCUCAAGAGAUGGCUCUGGAACACAGAACCAGAGGCAACAGGUACUAAUGGUUGAUAAAAUUAACAGCGACUGCAUAACCAUUUUCCACAUGGCAGGGCUGUGCUUAAGCCCCACACCUCCAAUAAUCAAUUUCUAUGACGGUACUAAUAACCUUAACUAUAUGCAAAUUCUUCACCACUUAUGAUAUGGUACAAACUGGAGUUUACAGAUGGCCUUGGCCUUGCCUAGCCCAUUUGUUCAUCCUAACUUCUUCAUCACUUCCUGAUGCACUUGGGGAAGCAUGUUGACACAACGUUACCAAUAUUUGAUUACCUAUGGUUAUCUGCAAUUACCUACGCUUAUCUUAUCAGACCCUAGAUGCCAUUUGAGCCCCUUACUUCUUUGGGCAGUGGGUGAAAUGGGAGAACAUAGAGAAAUGUUCACUUUGACCUAAGAAACGCAUAAAAGGGAAUGCCAUGCACAAUGUAAGAUAAAAUGUUUGGGGACAGGGGAUCAUCGUGAAAUUUAUUUCUGCUAUUCUGCCCUAUUGAGGUCAUUAAUUAUAAUGGAUUUAAAGAUUUUUUUUUAAACUCUACAAACACUAAGCCAAGGAAUUCAGGUUAUCUGCUAUGUUAACCUAAUAAAGCAAAGGAAAAUAAGUUGCUUUAAUCCUUGCUUGUUAACCUAAUAAAGCAAAGGAAAAUAUGUUGCUUUAAUCCUUGCUUCUUUUCUCUUUUGGUAAUAGAAAAGGUAAAUAAGAUGUAAUGUUGAACUGCUGGUGAUGAUUUCUAAAACGACUCUUUAAAUACUCCUUUCCUAUGGACUUAUAUUAAAGAUGCAUUGUACACAUUGUUUUAGCAGAUAGAUCAAAGAUAUACUCAGUGGUCAUCUGUUGCAUUAUCAGAAAUUUGAUACAUGUUACAGAAGCAUGAGGAAGGGAAUCCUAUCCACUUUUGAAAAUAGAGUUCACAUUGCAAGCGACAUAGGGCAUUAUCAAAACCAAUUCAGAGCCUGGCACAAAAUGUAUACUUCCUAGUGAAAGCUGUCUCAAAACACAGCCUUUUUGAUGGAUCAUAUUAGCUCAUAUCUGCCAUAGAAAGGCAAUCAAGCUUACUCCCUGCAAUCGGAGUCAAUAUCAAUUCUUGCUCAAGCAAACAUGUUUUACAGUGUUGGCGCAAUGGCAGGAACUAGUCAAGGGCACUUUCAGAUCUGGAAAGAGGAAAGAGGAGGUAGAAAAUCACUCUUUUGUGUUUCUUAAACUGUCAAUCAAGCAAGAAAAUUUAUUCCACCCCUUCAUAUUUGCUCUAAAAUCUGGGGCCAGUAGUUGAAAUGUGAUCUUGUUCUUUCUCAGCCUUUUGGCAAUUUAAUGCCAAAUAUUCCAAAUGUUAGAUGAAUGGCAGUAAUAAAAUGAUUCAAAUGUUUGAUAAAUACAAGCUGAGAGCAAAAUCUGGACUCUGAAAAAUCGGAACUAUUUUAUCAUGUUGCUAAAAUGAGAGCAUCAUUUUCUUCCCUCUCUGUAAGUGCGGUAGUUUAAUUUCCUAGAAAAAGUUGCUAGUGCCUUGUUUAAGAUGAUCAUUUAUCAUUUCAUGUGGAUAUUAUUGGUCUAAUUAGAAGGAGAAGAUUGAUUGGAUUUACUUUAAAGAAAAUUAUUCUCCUAUGUCUCUUUGAACUCAGGAAUAGAAAAUGACCAAGAAGCACAUCAUCUUCAGAUGUGAUUUUUGCCCUCACUGGGGAUGUAGAACCAGAAUAGGUACAACAUAUGCUCAGAAGAGAGGUGACUUCAGUAUUAGCCUUCUAGAAACUAACAUCACUUUAAUUUUUACAUGUUCCAAAAAAAAUCAUAGUGAUUGUUCUGUAAUAAGAAUGUUAACGUGAUGCCUAUAGAAGUUAGAGGUUUUUGUUUCUGUUUCUCUUCAGGCAAGUCCAUAGAUAGAGGAAAAUCAGACACAGGCUGGUGACAACUGGUAUAGAUACAGUGAGCAUGGAAUGAGAACCACCUACAACAUUGCCUGAUUAUUUUUAAGUUUAUAUCAAAACUGCUUCACAAGUUCACAAAAGUUGUCACUCUUAAUUUGGGUUAAGAAAAGUAAUAGUAUUAUCUCUGCUGAAGUUGAUUGUUUUUCUCUUUUACCAUGACUGUUGGCCAAAAGCAAGCUGAACCUCUGCACUUUGAAACAAAGCACAGUAUGAAUCUUUAACCCAAGCACUUAGUUUCACCACUGAGAUUCUACAUCAUCUGCAAGAAAAUGCACAAACUUUUGGUCCAAUGUUGGAUUCUUCAAAAGUGCAUAGCAAAACUUUUGUGCUAUGCCGCUUGAUGUAACUUUUAAAGAUGUUAUCAAAUGUUAAAUGCCUCAUUCUGCGUUAAUUUGCUGUUGGCUGUUUUGUGAACACAAAAUAAACUUGAGAUUUUUUUUUUUUUUUUUUUUUGUGAAACUCCUCCAAAGCCAAUUUCAGCCCUUGGUAAGCUUGCAGACAGUUACUGAUCUUAAAUUUAAUUUUAAAAGACAAUGUAUCUUAAUUAUAAUUUAGCUUUUUAAAACAAUGAGAUAGCUUUACAUUUCCCCUUUGUUUGAAUGAGAAAAUGGAUCUUGGGUUGCUAUGCUAGAACACUUGUAGAUUGCUGGGUCCUUUGUAAGGGGGCCAUGGACACACCACACUUUCUUUCAAUCCUUACAUUUGAAGCAUUGAUAUUCUUCAAAACCUUCUUGUUACAUGUGCGCAAUAGAAAUUUCUAAUGUUCAUGACUUUUAUCUUUCCUGUCCAUCAAUUCACUGGUUGUAAAUGCUUCCUGAGAGCUGUCUAGGUCUGUAUCCCAGAUUGUUGCUUAAUGACAUCUGACAGAUGCAUUGUUUUCUGAAAUCAGCUUAAGACACCAAUUGUGGCAACUGGAAACUCAUUACCUGCUGCAUUGGAUCAACUAUGGAAGUUGGAGCAGGGGUGGGCGGAGGUCACCUAACCAAUCAAUGGAAGGCAACUCACACCUGCUCCAAGCCUCAGCUUUGAGAAACAAACACGUUUAUAAGAAAAAAUAUAUAGCUAUUAUUACAGAAGUGAAUAUGUUGUGCUCUCUUACUGCUCUUGGUGCAUUGACAGUUUCUGUAUCUCAACCCUAUUCAUCUUUAUGAAAAAGCAUUCUGAAGAUCUAUCCUCAGCACUGCUGAGUGUGCAGUCACACUUUCCUACCAACCCCCUUCUUACCAUCUCUAGCUGCCAUUUGUGGGGGGAACAAAACAAGGGAAUCCUGAUUGUGUACAGUAUAAAUUGUAUUAUAUUUUUUGUACUUAUGUUUUAUGUAAAUAGUUUGUCUCAUUCAAUUGUAUGUGAGCAUUGAAAUAAAUCCUACCAUUUAGGGGA
This is a messenger RNA of Homo sapiens (human), 14445 nucleotides long. RefSeq names its product semaphorin 5A (gene SEMA5A). Lineage: Eukaryota; Metazoa; Chordata; Mammalia; Primates; Hominidae. The record is from RefSeq and is a predicted model, not a curated record. The coding region runs from base 3498 to 6581 and encodes 1027 amino acids. Gene Ontology annotation, biological process: negative chemotaxis; nervous system development. The transcript is spliced from 19 exons. Gene Ontology annotation, molecular function: semaphorin receptor binding. Gene Ontology annotation, cellular component: membrane.